Messenger RNA from Macroventuria anomochaeta, 3189 nucleotides. Its product is annotated as leucine carboxyl methyltransferase 2. The record is from RefSeq and is a predicted model, not a curated record. Lineage: Eukaryota; Fungi; Ascomycota; Dothideomycetes; Pleosporales; Didymellaceae. The transcript has 4 exons. Bases 1 to 3189 code for a protein of 1062 amino acids. Gene Ontology annotation, biological process: tRNA methylation; wybutosine biosynthetic process. Gene Ontology annotation, molecular function: protein binding; tRNA methyltransferase activity.
AUGUCCGCAAAACCCAAAGCGAAGCCUGCAAAGGGUGCAGUGAAGGGCAAAGGUCAUCUUCGGUCAAAAGCAGAGAAGCGAGACGACGACAUCAUUCAUACGAACGACAGCAGUAUUGUGUCGAAAAGAUGCGUUUCGAAAUUGUACCUCAGUGAGGAGCCAGACUUCUAUGAGCCAUUUGCCCCGAAAUAUGUUCGCCGCAAUCCACUUAUCAACCGUGGUUAUUGGCUGCGAAUGCAUGCUAUUGAGCAAGUCAUCAAACGCUUUCUUGAAGAAGAUGACGGCAGGAAGAAGGUGGUGGUGAAUCUAGGAUGUGGAUACGAUCCAUUGCCCUUUCAAUUCUGGCAUCGGUAUGCAUCACUCACCGAGGAAGCCACUUUUGUGGAUGUAGACUACCCACAGUUGAUCGAAAAGAAGAAGGACGUGGUUUUCACCAAGAGCUUGCUACGAGAUGCACUGCUCAAGACAGGACUUCGCACUGCAGAGGCACCUGUCCGUGUUCGAAGUGAUAAGUACAUGGCUAUAGGAUGCGAUCUCAGAGACCUCCAACUCCUUGAGCGCACUCUGCGAGCUGAGUUGGACAUACCAAGCACAUCCCUUCUGUUCGUGGCCGAGGUGAGCGUUACCUACAUGCCACUCACAGAUGCCAACAAGCUCAUACAGUGGGCGAACACUUUCGAAGCUUCGCGUUUCUGCGUGUUGGAGCAGUACCUUCCACAAGGGCCCGACCACCCCUUCGCGCUUACCAUGUUGACACACUUCGACAAGUUGCACGCAUCAAUCAACUCCGUCAAGCAGUAUCAAACGCUAGCACAACAGUCAUCAAGAUUCCUUGAUGCAGGCUGGCCUUCGCUAGAGGUGGCUCGCAAUUUGUGGGACCUGUGGUCUGACGACUCCUUCACCCCGCCAUCCCUUCGCAAGAAAGUAGAUGCAAUCGAGCCCUUUGACGAAUGGGAAGAAUUCGCCUUAUUUGGCGGCCACUACUUCUUACUAGUCGCCUCAAACAUAAAGGCAGGAGCCGCUGCUCCACCCGAAUUCAAUGCAAACCCUAAGGAUGCACGUAACGACUCAAGCUCUGAACCAACGUCAAUCUCGCUACAGUCCUGGAAGCUGCCUUUGGACUCUGCGUGGACGCCACGGCGCUUCACUGCAGCUUUCACCCUUGAUGGGGAUACCGUUGCUGUACACGGCGGACAGGGACCGCAGAACCGCCUGUCGAGCAUUAGCGCACUAACUCGCGGCAAUGCGGAUUACCAGGUCCAGGCUGAAUCUAAACUGCAGCCUUCAGCGCGUAUGUGCCACACGGUCACAUCGAUGAACAAGACUAGCACGCUGUUAGUCGGUGGCCGAGCGUCUCCCACUCAGGCACUGGCAGAUUGCUGGCUAAUGAACCAGGGCAAAUGGUCUGUAGUGGACGACAUACCUUCACCGCGCUACAGGCAUUCUGCCGUCUCUGUGAAUGCGUCAUACGACAUGUCUCAGAGCGCGGGCAUUUUGGUAUUUGGUGGCAAGUCCAGCGACGGCGCAGUGCUGAAUGACUGGUUCCUGUGGACGUCCAACAACGGCUGGCAUAGUAUUCCCGUUGACGGUCCGCGUCCACCAGCACGGUUUGGUGCUGCAAUAUCUGCGAUGGGUGUGGCACAGUCUGCACAGACUCGUGGGCUACUCAUCGGGGGCAUUGGCGCCUGCGGCACAGUCCUAGACGAUGUCUGGGAGUGGUCGCUUUCAGGCACAGCACCACCACGACUAAAUUUCCGAGACAUGACCAAUAGAGUCCGCAGUAGCUCGACAGACUCCACUUACGCACGGAUCGGUGCCAGUCUGGUGCCCUGGGGAGACGCUUUGCUCCUCAUUGGAGGUGUUUCAAAGCUGGGUGUUGUCGGUUUGGCAGAAGAGUUUAUGCUACUAACACACAGUGAUGCAGGGAUUGGUAUUCAGCACCCCAGGAUCCACCUACCUACAUAUUGGCCAUUGCUUGUUGGUGCAGGCAUAAGUGCGGUAUCUCGAAACGAGAUUGUAGUGGCGGGCGGUGGCGCUGUGUGCUUCUCCAUGGGCUCUUUCUGGAAUGACUACUACUUUACGAUUACGCCUUCUGAGACAGUGGAAACUAAGCCAUGGCGCCCACUAACACCACAAGCGGAUAGUACAGCACCAGCGAAGUCCAAUUCCACUCAACGAGAUAAUCACAAAGUGCAGCCCAAGAAGGGCAAGAAAGUCACAAAAGGACUAAAGUCCAAAGACGUCCCUCGAGUCCAAUUGCACAACUCAGAGGACUUCGCAGCCUUAGUAGCAACCUCCAGACCCGCCGUCAUCACCGGCCUCGAGAUCGGCCCCUGCACCUCACUAUGGACACUCUCCUACCUCGAAUCCAAGCUGGGCUCCGACCGCGAGCUUGUCGUCCACGAAUGCACAUCCAGCGCCAUGACCUUCGGCACCAAGAACUUCACCUACGAAAAACGCAGCGUAUCCUCCUUCUUUGCCAGCAUAAGGAGCGGCGCACCAUCCUACCUGCGCGCCAUCUCCAGUACCCAACCCAACAAGCUGCCCACACGCUUGGAAGACGACUUCCCCGCUAUCUCCGCAGACUUCCAGAUCCCUUCGCUCUGCCGCGAAGUCAUUAAUGACGCAACAUACCACAGCAGUCCGCUGCGCAUCAGUGGCCCUGUGAGCUUAUGGCUGCACUACGACGUACACCCCAACAUCCUCUCGCAGAUCUCAGGUUCUAAAACACUGACUCUAUAUCCCCCCUCCGACGUUGCACACCUCGCCUACCCACCUGGUGCAUCCUCAUCCUCCCUCCCCCUCACCUCCCUCACACACAACCCCAAACUCCAUCCGCACAUAGCGGCCCUAGUACCAGGCGACGUGUUAUUCAUUCCGCCGAUGUGGAGCCACACCGCGACCCCGAAUCAGAGUGUGAGCAUUGCGGUGAAUGUGUUUUGGAAAGGGUUGGGAGACGAGAUGUAUGCGGCGGGGAGGGAUGUGUAUGGUAAUCGUGAUUUGAAGGGGUAUGAGAAUGGGAGGAGGGAUGUAGAGAAGAUCGUUAGGGCGUUUAGGGGGUUGCCAGCGGAUGUUGGAGAGUUUUACUUGCAGAGGCUUGCGGCCGAGAUACUGGAAAAGGGGAGGAAGCAGAGUGAGAAGGCAGGUGGUGGGAAGGAGGGGAAGGAGAGGGUUGAAAGAGGAGCUUGA